Molecule: messenger RNA, 3563 nt
Organism: Boleophthalmus pectinirostris (great blue-spotted mudskipper)
Lineage: Eukaryota; Metazoa; Chordata; Actinopteri; Gobiiformes; Gobiidae
Gene: vamp8
Product: vesicle-associated membrane protein 8 (endobrevin)
Exons: 3
Coding region: 149-511 (120 amino acids)
Biological process (GO): vesicle-mediated transport; SNARE complex assembly; vesicle fusion
Cellular component (GO): plasma membrane; SNARE complex
Molecular function (GO): syntaxin binding; SNAP receptor activity
Source: RefSeq, a predicted model, not a curated record
AACAAAGAAGGAAACGCUCUCAUUUCUGCGGAGCGCUCAAGAAGUUACGAGACUGGGAGAACUACUUUAACAGGCUCUAAAGUUUGGAUUAUUUGUUGGAUAAAGCUCAUCCAGAGGGCUUCGGUCAGAGGACAUCGGAUCCGUCAAGAUGGACUUUGAUCCGGAAGUAGGAGUAUCCACGGAGCCCCAGGACAAAGUGUCUGUCCUGAAGGAGCAGGUGGAUGGAGUCAAGAACAUCAUGACCCAGAAUGUUGACCGGAUCCUGGCGCGUGGGGAGCGGCUGGACGAUCUCAUGGGCAAAUCUGAAGACCUGCAGGCCGGGGCACAGACCUUCAAGCAGACGUCCACCAAAGUAGCCCGCUCGUACUGGUGGAAGAACGUGAAGCUAGUGGUGGUCAUCGUCGUGGUGGUCGUCAUAAUUAUCCUGAUAAUCAUUCUUCUGGCUACUGGAGUCAUCCCCACGAGCGCCCCUGUCCCACCCAUAACCCCCACAACCAAACCCAAACCAUAAACGCUGCAGUAUCAAUACAAACGCAUAGACUUCAAUUACUCUCGUUUCCCAAGGCCUUCACUGUUCCUAUUUCGUAUUCAGUUAAAUCCAGAAUAUAAUAUGGUAAAUCAGGAUGGGAUGCAAUUCUGUAAAUUAAGCUCAGUGAACUCAUUGUCUCUCAAACGUAAGAAAAGCCAAGCAAAAUAUCGGCAAUCAGUACCACUAGAUCUACAAUUAAAUCAAACUAGGGCCAAAUCAGGUCCAAAAUGGGCUUUUAUUAUUUAUUACAGACGGAAAUUGGAUGGAUUCAGAUUGAGUCACUGAUUGAAAUGAUCAGAUUCAACAUUUGAGAAUUUAGCUUUUGGAUAUUUCUAAUAAAAUACACUGUUAUCAAUUAAUGGGUUUCAGGCAUAAGAAUUACAUCCUGAUUUGAAGAUUUUGGCACUUCACAGACUUCUGUUGUUACAGCAAUAGUGCAGUUGAAAUCAUUGUUUUCAAUAUGGUCCCCACAAAGUCCUUCCCCAGGAGUAUAAUCCUAACAAUUUAGAAUCUGAACAUCUCCAUAUAUCUAUAUAUCUACAUAUAAAGGCAGACAAAAUGUGGAUUAAUCCGCAGUCAUGUUUCACUUUAGGAAGCAGUAAACUUAUUUAUUAUUAGUAAAACAUUGUCAUAAAUCCAACAUUAACUUAUAGUAUGACAUUCUGCCACUUCAUAACAACUCAAUAAAUGUAACUAUCACACAAAAAAUCAGCCAUAGACCUUAUAUAUAUCUUUUACAGCUGUCACAACUAAUAAUCAGUCAUUUUCCCCACAUGCCAUGACCCUUGGAUGUUGUUUAAAGGGCCCAUAUUACACUAUUUUGUGAUCUAUGUUACAAUGUUGUUUCCUCAUCAAAACAUACCUGGAGUUGUGUUUUGUUUCAUUAAUACAAAUUUAACACACAAACCCUGCAUAUUUAGGCUGAGUUAUUCUCUCAAACAGAAAACACUCUAUUCCACCUUGUGAUGUCAUGAAGAAAUAUAAGAAGUGCUCCACUGUGUUUGUAAACUCUAUACUCUGGAAUCACUUGGAUUAUUUCAGCUCUGGAUUUGCCAGUCUCUAUUAAACAAAAGGUAAAAGGUAACUGUUAAUUUCAACUACCACUACAUGACAUCAGAAGGUGGAACAGAGCAUUUAAUAAUUAAUAAUAAAGAGUUACUCAAACAUGUUUGAAUGAAACAAAAAACAAGGUAUGUCCAGGUAUGUUUUGAUGAGGUAACAACAUUUUAAGAUGGCUUAAAGUUCACAAGAUUCAAUUUUGCAUAAUAUAUAGGACCUUUAAAACCAUAUGAGUACAUUUGGGCUUAACUGGAUUCGUAUUGUAGCGCUGUUGUCAUAAUGGACCUAAAUCAGUGGUGUGGGUGUUGCUGAAUCUGUUCCUCUUUAUGCAGUUACAUUGGCUCUGGAAAUGCAUUCACAGCCAAUUUAUGAAGGGUUUCUGUCUAGUUUUGCACAUUCAAAAAUUGUUGUAAAAAGGUGGUAAAUAGUUUUAUUCUGAUUAAAAAUAAUAAGUAGAUAAAGAUAAUUUUAAACAUAAAUUUUAUUGUUGUUACUAUGGUAUACACUUAAUAAUACCAAACCUUAUUUCUUUAAGUUAUGCUAACCUAUAUUAUGGAUAAAGGUUGUUCAGUUAUGGUCAUUUGAAAGUGACAAUAGCUGCUGUUGAUCUAAAGCAUUUUAAUAUAAAAAAUGUUGUAGUCUUUUUUUUUUCUGGACAGUUAUAGGUUUUCUUUACAUGGCAGGAAGAUAAAACUGUGUUACACUAUUUUGCUUCUAAACUGUUAACAUACAAGGAAGUUGCAAAGUCCCACCUUUGAGUACGGUGGCCUAUAUUAGACAAUUCGGUUGCCUUUUUGAAUGCUUUCACCUUGAAAUGCACCUUUCUAUAUUUUGAGAAAUGCAGUGUCUAAAACACAAAGCAUUGGACAUAGCUGGAGAUAGCUUUUUACCUGUUACUGCAAAAUGGAGUAAAUCCAGUGAGCUUCCAUUUUGUCUGUAAUAUUUAUUAACUUAAAUUGAAAUGUACCAUUGAUGCUUUUGUAAUUGACUCCCAGCAGCCUGAAGUGCAGUUUAUAUGAUGGUAAUAGUUUAAUUUAACUUAAAGCCGCUGUACUUUAAAAACGUGUGUAAAGUGUUUCUCAUAACUCUGAGAUCAGAGUGGAAUUUUGCCAUGACAGUAAAGCUAACAACUAGCAUGCUAUAGCGCACUUCCUGAUUAUUGGACAAAAAAAGACUUUCUAUGUAGUAGUAGACAGUACGCAGAAGACUUAUUUUGACCUCAAGUGCUGCUUAUAUUUUGCUCAAAUUCAUGUGAAAAAAAUCAGGUGUAACAAAAUUUUUGUGUGACAUUGAUGUUCUUGUAAUUGACCCUCAACAACAUCCUUAAAGGUGCAUUGUGUAACUUUUCUGGUGGAGGAUUCGUCAAAUGCUUUUCUCCAUGGAGAUUAUUGCUUUGUCUGGAAUGUUUCACAGUAUGGUAUUAAACCUUUCUAUUUUCAUGGAGGCCAAACCAGACCAAGUUACAGGUCAGGUCUGUGGAGAGACAAAAAUACUCAAUGCUCAAAAAUAUAUAUAAAAAAUAAUAAUAAUAAACUAAAAAACAGACUGUAGAAAAACUGUUUUUCUGGGUAUUUUUGUGCAUUAAAAACACCUGUCAUUGAGUAAAUGUAAGGUAGAUCUAUUUAAUGUCAUAUUGUAGAACAUUUGAAGCAGAGCAAUGACAUUUCCAUAGAAAUAAAAAGCUGACGGACCCCCAUCUAAAAAGUUACAUAGUGCACCUUUAACAUUAAGUGCAGUUUAUAUGGUAAGAGUAGAAUUUGACUUUAUAGAUGAUUGUUUUAGAUUAUGUUUCCUAUUUAAUUCAAACGUUCCUUCAAUCAAUCUGUAGUAAUGACUUGGGAAGAACUGCAAUAGUGAAAGUAAGCUGUAAUUUGUCACAUUUUCUCUUUCUUUAUUUUAUUUGUUUUGGUCUUUGAUAUUGUAUUAACGAUUAAGACUAUCAUUAAGAUUAUUUUUAAAUAAAUUCUCUAAUUUA